AUGUUUUUCUACGGUUCGCUCGCCGAUGAUGUCUCUAUAAUGACGGAAGCAUGCAAGUGCGACGAUGUUAUCUGUGCAGUCGUUAUGCUUACCCAUUUCGAAACCUUGGCUGGUACAUCUACGGAAGCGUGGUUCCAGCAUGUACGGGGUGCAGCAAUGAUGCUGGAAUCAAACGGGACAGAAAGUUGUCGGGAGGGAUUUUCGCACCAAGUCUUUCGUCAUUUACGACUUCUAGUCUUUGUUGCCUCCAUAUUAAGGAAUGAGGAACAUGUCUUCUCAUCACCUCAAUGGACGGAAAGCCCCUUCGAGAUUUAUCCUAAAGCUGCGGAUAAAUUGAUAAAACACCCAGGUGGAGCUCCAAGGCCUUUCAAGACAAGUCUGAGGGCGCACGUUUCGAGUCUAUUACUGCAAUUGUACCACUGGUGGACGCAAUGCACCACCAUGAUGAAUUUCGGCGAACUGAACUCAGAGGCACGGGCAACUUCUGCCAACCAUGAUUCAGAGUUUCAUGCCCUUGACCCAAAUCAUUUCCCAAUUCUCCAUCACUCAGACAUGCCUACCGCUGCUCUUGCCGCGCUAUAUGAUGCAGCCAAUAUUAUCGCUCUGCGGUUGCUUUCGCUUGGCUGGUCGGACGCGAAAGAGCAAAAGCCUCGAAGCUGCGUGUCUUUGUACGAAGAACGCAUCCAGCGGCAUGCGAGAUCGAUUAUAUCGGCAAAGGACUUCAUUGCGGCUAUUCCAGGACCAACUUCUAAUCGUGGGUCUAUUAUGAUGGGCCUCCCAUACCAAAUUCUCCGCAUCUGGGCCCCGACUGCUAUCGAUGGAACUUCUCUAGGUUGUUUCACUAAGCCCAACGAGCUCUUCUCAGAUGUAGCAGUCUACAUACUCAGUAACCAGACGCCCAAAUACUUUAGCCAGGGUGAUGAUGACCCGAGUAUGGAAGACUCUGGAGCCCAGGAUUCCCACAUAGAUCCCAGGAGCCCGGAAAUUGACGGGGCAUCUUUGACACGUACAUAA
Penicillium maclennaniae is the source of this 1014-nucleotide messenger RNA. RefSeq lists its product as uncharacterized. The coding region runs from base 1 to 1014 and encodes 337 amino acids. The transcript is spliced from 4 exons. NCBI's taxonomy places the organism in Eukaryota, Fungi, Ascomycota, Eurotiomycetes, Eurotiales, Aspergillaceae. The record is from RefSeq and is a predicted model, not a curated record.